Messenger RNA from Sphaeroforma arctica JP610, 1327 nucleotides. RefSeq lists its product as hypothetical. The annotation marks the transcript as partial. Gene Ontology annotation, biological process: mRNA splicing, via spliceosome. Gene Ontology annotation, cellular component: U4/U6 x U5 tri-snRNP complex. The transcript is spliced from 9 exons. Lineage: Eukaryota; Ichthyosporea; Ichthyophonida. The record is from RefSeq and is a predicted model, not a curated record.
UAGGAAUACAACCGGGAACAUCAACACCACCUGUAGCCGCAAGCGGGUUUAAGAUGCCGGCUCCGAUUAGCCAAGGCACAGCACCCACUGCUCAGAAUGGGUUUGUGGCGCCCUUACCGCAUGGCUCGGCCGCAAGACAGACUCAAUUCGCCGCUCCAUUGCCCAGAGCUAAUGCCUCCCCACAGAUGAAUGCCGCACAGAUCUCAGCGAGGGCGAUGGCAGAGCAACUGAAAGCACGAAUGAGCAACAUAGCUAGUUUGGGACCGAACUUUGGCAACAAAUACGCACCGGCGGCCCAAGCAUCUGCACAGCAGUUCGAGAAGGAUGUGGCCCCUAAAUCGCUACGCUUUGACGAGCAAGGUCGGUUUGUGGACGCCGACGGCAACGUCAUUGAAGUGAACCGACGCACCAACCAUCUCCAAGCAAACAUGCGUGCACGCCGAGAGCAGGAGGAGAAGGAACGGGAGAGACGAGCCGGGGGAGUGUAUGUGCACAAAGAGAAGGCUGAGGUUGUACCGGAAGUACUGCCGUAUAUGGAUCCUCGCAUUACAAUGAAGGACAGCGGUAGGAAACGGCGCGCUAUGGUGCUGGUAGAGCCAGGAAAGUACGAGCGGGUGGCGGAGAACAUCCGAACCAAGCAUAUGGUGGCACAGCUCGAGAAAGAGAUCGGUGAAGCGGCAGAGAAAACCGGUAUAUCCGCUUCUACAAAACUGGCACUUCUGACGCCGAAAGACACACUGGGAAUAAACGUACCGGUAACGGAAUGGUGGGAUGCGGCUGUGCUGGUAACAGGACUCUACCCUGACGAAGGCGUGGAUGUCAAAGCCGUAACUCAACCGACGACAGAAGGCGAAGACGCUAAGAAGGGCGUUCAUGGGAUAUUCAGAGGAGUCACCAAUCUGGUGGAACAUCCCGUACCACACGAACCCCCAGCAGAGAGUGACCAGAAUGUGGCUAUACCACUGUACCUGACCAAGAAAGAGCGGGUUAAGAUCAGACGUCAAAGGAGGCGUGAGGCCUGGCAGGAGGAGCAAGAGAAGAUCCGACUGGGUCUGGUUGUGCCUAAGAAUAAGCUCAAGCUAUCGAACUUCAUGCAAGCCCUGAAAGACGAUGCUGUUGCGGACCCGACCAAGUUAGAGAAAGAAGUUCGGAAGCAAAUGGCCGAGAGACAGGCGAAACAUGAGAACGCAAACGCUGAACGACAACUGACCAAUGAACAACGGCGCGAGAAGAAAGACCGCAAACUAACCGAAGAUGUCAGCAAACAAGUGCAGGUCAUGGUGUUCCGAUUAAAGCACCUCAAGGACUACCAGAAGAAAUUCAAGGU